Molecule: messenger RNA, 1778 nt
Organism: Dromaius novaehollandiae (emu)
Lineage: Eukaryota; Metazoa; Chordata; Aves; Casuariiformes; Dromaiidae
Gene: RNF175
Product: ring finger protein 175
Exons: 7
Coding region: 8-1084 (358 amino acids)
Cellular component (GO): Golgi membrane; endoplasmic reticulum membrane
Molecular function (GO): ubiquitin protein ligase activity; metal ion binding
Source: RefSeq, a predicted model, not a curated record
CUGCUUCAUGACUCGGGCAGGGGGGAAUCGCCUGGCACGACGGAGCAGUUUGGAGGGGCGCCCCCGGCCCCCCGAGGCUGCCAGGCACAGCGGCUGCGGCGCGGCAGCGCCCGGCCGCGCUUCACCGAGCCCUUCCCGCCGGGCCCCUUCAUGGCGGCCCGCCAGCGCCGCCGCCGCCGCCGCCCCUCCGCCGACCGCCAUGGCCGCGGCGCGGGCCCGGGAGGUGGAUGCGCCGCAGCGGCAGGCGAAUGAUUUAUUGUCAACAGAAGAACAGUGGAAAUUCCAACAUCAGAAAAUGCAUGCAAAGCACCAUGGCCAUGAAUCAAUGCACGUGGAGAUGAUUCUUAUUCUCAUUACAACCUUGAUUGUUGCCCAGAUUGUACUUGUUCAGUGGAAGCAAAGACACUGUCGGUCAUACAAUCUAGUCACGCUGCUUCAGAUGUGGGUUGUUCCUCUUUAUUUCACCAUCAAACUCUACUGGUGGAGAUUUCUGUCCAUGUGGGGAAUGUUCUCGGUUAUUACCAGUUACAUCAUUUUCAGAGCAACCCGCAAGCCUCUCUCAGGAAGAACACCACGGUUGGUAUACAAGUGGUUCCUUCUGAUCUAUAAAUUGAGUUAUGCAAUUGGAAUUGUGGGUUAUUUAGCCAUAAUGUUUACCAUGUUUGGAUUGAAUUUAUUCUUUAGAAUCAAGACUGAAGACUCUAUGGAUUUUGGUGUGAUACUCCUUUUUUAUGGACUGUACUAUGGAGUGAUGGGAAGAGACUUUGCAGAGAUUUGUUCUGACUACAUGGCUUCCACCAUUGGUUUUUACAAUGUCAGUGGCAUACCAACAAGAAAUUUGUCCAAUGACAUCUGUGCAGUCUGUGGGCAGAAAAUAUUUGUGGAUGUAAAUGAAGAAGGGAUCAUUGAAAAUACCUACCAGCUGUCCUGUAAUCAUGUAUAUCCUUUUCAUGUAAUUAUCGAACUGUUGUUUUCUCUUCUUUUCUACUGCAUUAAAAAUAAUAACAGCAAUAAAUAUCAAGAGAAAAGGAACAAAAUACAGAUUCAGAAACAGCAUAGCACAAAAGUCAAAGUAAGAGUAUGAAAUAUAUUUCAGUUCUGUGGCACAACCUGAGUCCACACAGCUUUCUGACAGACAGUGUAAAAACAGCCAUUACCCUACUAUUCCAUGCCUAAAUCUGCCUUCCAGGUACCUUGUGUUCAGCCUCUCUGGUUGUGCCUGGCAGUAUAUUAAACCAACCCAUGCUAACCCAUGCAAGCUGACCCACUGGUCAGGUCUGAUAAUUUAAGAUUCUGCAGAGGGUUCCCUCUGGCUGUUUCUGGGGUGUUAUUUGGUGGGUAGUUUUAAGAGCAGAUGUAGAACCCUUCUCAAAACAUAACAUAUACCUAGCCUAAAGCCUGGCCCACUGUCUGUUACUGAGGGGUACCAAACAACUAAGCAUUUUGCAUUUCAGAAACCAAAAGGAAAGGUAUAGCAUAUGCUCUGUAGCAUUGUUAUUAAGCAUUCUCUUCUGCAGUUUGUAAGUGUCCUGACUUCUUGCAUGCUAGAAAAUAAGGAUAGUGGUGGCAGAUGGCAGUAGCCAUAAUCAGUCAUUAAAAUUAUCUGUUGAUGAUUUGACUAGGCUUGCAGAUGUAUGCACUGUUCCUUGUUUAUAUUUGAAAGAUUCCUUAAAAAUAUGCUUGAUAACAGGUUUCAUGAAUUUUGCAUUCAUGGUUGGUGCAUUGUUGGCAAGAAACAGACUUGCCCAUACUGCAAUGAGAAAGUUGAUUUGAAGAGG